CAUUUGCCAGUAACUCGACUCCACUCCGACACGACACUGCUGUGUAUCUCGCGAGCCAGAUACGCACGGGAUUUUUUAUGUAAUAUUUCUAGUGUGCUGGCAAAAGGAACAUUUGUUCUCCAAAAUCGCAACAUCGCCAAGGAUAAUAGUUUCCGGGUUGUAAAAAAUCGUUUGUUAGUGUAGUGUGAAAAACUUGUGCGAUCAUAUGUGAAAAUUGCAGAGUGACAUAAACGGAAAUAGAACUGUGAUCCCGAGACGAAAGUGUAACGGAAAAGCUACGAUUACUUUUGGAAACCAGCCAAAUGAACUGAAUAAAUACGAAACCUACGAAGCACUGAACUAAAAAUACCAAAUAUAAACUGAUUCCAAAGAUGGCAGACCACGAUCAAAAGAAAAUGCAGGAAGCCUACAUAUCCCCAGGGAUUUCACGGGAGCGUAGUUUUAUCCGAGCUUCCAACCAGCAGGUAAUGGACAUGAAUGCCAACAAACGACGCAGCCUGGCCUUCACCCAGAGUCAGGCAAUGCAACAUGCCCAACAACAACAGUUGCGUGGUAAGCCACCGAUGGAAAUCUAUCGUCCUCCAAAUGUUCGCAUGGAUGGACUGGCCAACAAACUCAACGUGCAUGCUCAAGAAUUUCAGAUGAACAAUCUCCCGGACGGCCGUAUGCCGCUGCAGAAUUCCAGAUCUCUCAACAUAUACAGCAGCUCCUUGCAGCACUCGAAAUCGAACGCGCACAUGCCGUUGAACAUGCAUCCUCGAGCACAUCAAAUGCAACUGGGCAACAUCGGCAGUCCUCAAAGGGGACCGAUCAUGAUGUCUACCCAUCCGAUGCAGCACGUAGGAGUACAGCUGCAAUCUUCCCACAUGCCAUUGGUCAACUCACCGUCAAGCGGAAAUAUUUUGCACUCUGGACCACGAGUGAAAUUUGCCCCAGAGCCGGUGAUACACGCAGCACCCCAAGCAACCAAUUUCCCCACAUCGCAGACCAGCAACAAUGGCCAACAGUCGCCGUCAGUAAUGUUUCCACCGGGCAGUUCGAUAGGCCUUACGCCCCUGCAGCGUUCUAAGUCGCUUUCCUCUGCUGACACGCUGACGCGUGGGUUGGCCGGACUGGGACUGGCGGUGGGACCCGAGGCCAACGAUAUCGGACAGUUUUCACCGGAGAUUCAGGCUAUUCUGAACAAAGCCAUUGAAGAUCCGAACCAGCUGAAUGCCCGCUGCCUUAUGGAACUGGCAAUGCAGCUGAUGCACCGAGCGGUGGAUGGGCGAAGGUACGCACUUCCAAUAUCACGAUUAUGCAUUUCGAUCAUUGCGAAAGAACAAAAGGAAACCUUUCUGGAAGCCCUUCUGAACACCUGCCGGCAAUGGUACCAAGAACGUGAUAAGGUCCUAGGCCCACCGAUGAACAUCAAAAACCCUUCACGACCCCGAUUCACCGCAUUUAUGGCCUUUUUGACGGAGAUGUUUUGCCAACUGAAACGUCGUCAACUGCAACUUCGGACGGAAUGCGACGGCGUGCCGCCUCCUAUCGUACUGUUGACUGUUUUGGGAAAGUGCUGCGAAGAUUGUGUCAAACCGCCGGUUCGAUCACUUUCCGAGAUCGAAUGCCUCUUUUUCGUACUGACCUGUAUCGGGCGGGACCUGGAGACACACUUGCCGCAACAGCUGGAAACCCUCCUGGCCGGAGUCCGUGAUGCGUUCCUGAACUCGUCUGCCUCAGCCCCGGCCAUCCGCCGCACCUUGCUGCAGUUGAUCGAACUGCAAGCCUCCAGAUGGCAGCUACCCGGCAAUACCGUGCUCUACUACUAUCCAUCGUCCAAAUAGAUGCACGCACGUGAUCGAACGAAUUAGCGGAUUGGAUUGAUGGACUGCCAGUCUGGUUGGUUUUCGCAUGUGGAGUUUCCUACCAACAACAUUCAUUGAAUCUACUAUUUAGCAGCCACCUACCGUCGACGCAGGUGUUGGAGAAUGGAGAAAAUGUCGAACCAAACGAACAAACAAAAAUAAAUCGAACAGUAGAGACAGAGAACGAAACACACUGGAAGUGAAGCUUAUAAAACAAACAAAAAAAAACGACUCGAUCAGACUACAUUCCAUCAAAACACUAACAUUUUGAAGGCAAAGAAGAAAGUUAGUAUACUUUUAUUUAUUAUUAAAUUUGAAAUAAUGCAACAAUCUUGAAGAUUUAAUCUUAAGAUCCAAGAAUUUUAACGAGCCUUUGAUUAUUGUUUUCAAUUACUCAUAACGAAAAUUUCUCCUAUUGUGUUAGAACGAAACGAUUUUAGAACUUUAGAUAUCUUACCAAACAAUAAAACUGAUGGAAGUAAUCUCUUAAAACAAAUAACGAAAUGUAAAUGGACUAGUCAUUUCUGUAUUAUAUUGUCUAGAGCACAAGAUAUGGAAUCUGUUACAUACUAUUAAAUAGAACAUAUAGCGUAACGUCAACAAAACUCAUGAAACAACAAAUCAAACAAUGACUGACUAACAUCCUCGUGUUGCAUCACUAUUAUAAUUUCAUUACGUAUAUAUCAACCAACCAACGCACCGCAAAAGCUCUUAGAUAUGUACCAUGUAGGGUACAGCAAGCGCACUUGUAUAAGGCAUGCCAAUGAUGUUUACCUUAAGGGCCUGAUGAUGAUAAGACAGGAGGGCCGCUACUGGUUGUUAACUUAUUUAACUUAUUCAGAUCCAAGUGGUUCAGUAGAUUGAUGAGCGAGAGAGGGAGAGCCGACGACAAUGAAAAGAUUACGGCUAAGCUGAAUGAUGUAGGUUUUUCUUCGCCGCAAAGGGUAUAGAACAGUGAAAGAUCAGUUUCAUAAUUGCGUGCGAAACAUUUGCUGUGAAGAUGAAAUAAAUGGUAGAAAUGGAACGUGUUUUAUAAGCCCUGGGACAAUUAUUAAUAGAAAAUUAUGUAUUUUGAGUGCCGUUCGUGCAACUUUGUGUCAUAAUGAGAUUUUUUUUCUAGGAAAUAAAUUAUUGAUCCCAUGAUUGAUUAUGG
This is a messenger RNA of Armigeres subalbatus, 3000 nucleotides long. RefSeq lists its product as uncharacterized. Gene Ontology annotation, molecular function: RNA binding; protein binding; translation activator activity. Gene Ontology annotation, biological process: regulation of translational initiation. The transcript has 9 exons. The coding region runs from base 372 to 1826 and encodes 484 amino acids. Lineage: Eukaryota; Metazoa; Arthropoda; Insecta; Diptera; Culicidae. Gene Ontology annotation, cellular component: cytosol. The record is from RefSeq and is a predicted model, not a curated record.